Messenger RNA from Archocentrus centrarchus (flier cichlid), 6394 nucleotides. RefSeq lists its product as uncharacterized. Lineage: Eukaryota; Metazoa; Chordata; Actinopteri; Cichliformes; Cichlidae. The transcript is spliced from 46 exons. Gene Ontology annotation, biological process: eiF2alpha phosphorylation in response to endoplasmic reticulum stress. Gene Ontology annotation, cellular component: nucleus; cytoplasm. Gene Ontology annotation, molecular function: eukaryotic translation initiation factor 2alpha kinase activity; ATP binding; double-stranded RNA binding. The record is from RefSeq and is a predicted model, not a curated record. Bases 216 to 5525 code for a protein of 1769 amino acids.
GUGCUCAGUUUCAGUUUCGUUUGUUGGGAUAAGCGAAUAAAGCACGUAGGCUACAGAGAGCGAUUUGAAGAAAUCGAAACCUGUAAAUACUCAAAACCAGCUGAGUCGAAAGCAGUCACGGAGACGCGCCGAUCACGGAGCAGAAAUAAGGCUGAAGCCGCGAACAGAGCUCUGUGUGGUCUUACAGUUUUGUGCAACUUGCUGAGUCAUUUCUAAUGGAUAACUACAUUGGCAGACUAACCGAAUACAAGCAUAAAUGGCGCUUGGAAGUGAGCUAUGAAGACCUUGGCUCUGUCGGUCCGGAUCAUGUUAAAACAUUCUACCAGAGGGUAGUCAUUGAUGGUAGAGCCUACCCCAAUGGUGUGGGGAACACCAAGCAGGAAGCAAAGCAUAAUGCAGCAAAAAAUGCUCUGGAAGGCUUGUCUGAGCUUGGUCAUCAGGGCUCAGUUAACUCUAGAAGCAAUGCAGCAGAAGCUCAGACAACUCUCAGCUCUAAAGACAAAAGCUUUACAGAGACAAAUUUCAUUGGAUUUGUCAACCACUACUGUCAGAAAACAUUCCGCUCCCAUUCAUAUGUUGAAGUGAGGAGAGAUGGCCCACCUCACAAACCUCACUUUUUCUACAAACUGGUAAUUGAGAACAGGGAUUAUCCUGUGGGUGAGGGUAGGAGUGCCAAGGAAGCCAAACAAAAUGCAGCUGAGUUGGCCUGGUCUGCUCUCCAGGAACAGUCAGACUGGGACAGCAAGGUGUCUGUCAGAUCAACAGCAUCUGAAGAUGGUGCUCCACCUGUAUCAUCAGCACCAUCAGCUACACUGGACUCCAAUGAAUCAUCAUCACACAACAGUACAAGUAACCCAUCAAAUCCUUCUUCAUCCCAGACAUCUGAGACUACCACAUCUGUCAGAGAGUCUCUUGAGUCAUCAUCGCAGAGCUUGAUUGCAGGUACAAGUGAAUCAGUAAUAUUUGCAGGGUCAUCAAACCCAUCCAACGACCAGGUCCAACGACCAGGUGCAAAGCAAACCUCAAACCUGCCAAGAUUAACAGAGUUCUCUAAGAAUGCUGUUAAAAACAAGAGUGUUGAAAACGAUGUAAAGCAAACCUCAACCCAGUCAAGAUUCACAUCAGAGUUCAAUUCUAUAGAGCGUCUUGGUAAAGGAGGCUUUGGUCGUGUUUACAAAGCAAAAAAAAUACUGGUGGACCAGUAUCGUGCUGUAAAGAUUGUUCACAGUAAUGAAAAAGCUCUGCGAGAGGUUCGGGCGUUAUCGGAACUUCUUCACAGAAACAUUGUUAGAUACUACAGUUGCUGGAUAGAGGAUCACACAUACGAAGACAACAUGACGACUUCUACUGACAGCUAUUUCCAAGUUCAGAGUAAUUUACCUUCAGAGUACCUCUAUAUAGAGAUGGAAUUAUGUGACACCAAAACACUUAGAAGGUGGAUAAAAGAGCAGAACAAAGACACUCUGGAACACUCACAGAGAAGACAACAAGGCCUGUUGAUUGCCCAGCAAAUAGUUGAAGGAGUGGAGUACAUUCAUUCCGAACACCUCAUCCACAGGGACCUUAAGCCUGCAAACAUCCUGUUUGGAAAAGAAAAUGAGGUGAAGAUUGGGGACUUUGGUCUCAUCACUGAUGAACAUGAUUGCAAUGCUGAAAACCAUAUGGAGAGAACAAAAAGAACAGGAACCAGGCUAUACAUGGCUCCCGAACAAAAUGGGACAAACUAUGACCAGAAGGUGGAUGUGUUUGCUUUGGGGCUGAUAUUCUUUGAGCUUCUUUGGAAGAUUUCUACAUACACAGGCAUGGAAAGAGCAAAGAUGUGGAGUGACAUCAGAAGCCAGAAGUUCCCUCAAGACUUUUCUCUGACCUUUCCCCAAGAGAUGAAAAUAAUUCAGUCGAUGCUGCGUGAGAAGCCAAAAGAGCGGCCUGAAGUAAGAAAGCUGAAGGCCGAGCUGGAAGAGUGCGCUCAGACGUCCAAUGCUAAGAAAAACAUGCAGCGGGAAAAUCAAACCGUCAAUCAUCCUUACACCACGAGAGGGAACGAUCAUAAGCGGAUAUACGCCGAGAAGGAAGAUGGAAGGGGGAAAGGGAGCCGUGCUGUGAGCUUUGUGGGGUCUCGUCAUGAUUUUAUUUUACUCGCUGAGUCAUUAAUGAUGGCACAAACGAAAAACUACAUUGCUGAACUGAACGAGCAUGCACAGAAAAAUCACUUGAAACUGCGGUUUGAGGACGUUGGCUCUGACGGCCUUGCCCACAAUAAAAUAUUCAGCCAGAAGGUGAUCAUAGAUGGUAAAGACUACCCCAAAGGUGUGGGGAAGACCAAGAAAGAUGCAAAGCUUAAAGCAGCUGAAAAUGCCCUGAGAUGCCUGCUGGAUGGUCAGGACUUAACAGAAAAUGCAGCAGAAGCUUCUGCACCAGUUAAGACAGAUAUCAACUAUAUAUGCUGGCUCAAUGAAUAUGGCCAGAGGAACAGGUUAACUGUAAAGCCUGUGGAGUCAACAAGACCGGGGCCUCAUAAUAUUAUCCCGUGGUGUAGCUUCAUGGUUGGAGCUGAGGAGUACCCAGCAGUCUCUGGGAAAACAGCAAGAGAAGCUAAAGAGGAAGCAGCCAAGCUUGUAUAUGACAUGAUAUGUGGCAAAAAAGCUACAGAUACUGCAGAUGAGAAUCGCAGCUAUGCAGCAGGUCAGCAAAGUGAGGACUUAAAUGAAAGUGUUUCUGAUGUGUGUAACAUGACUGUGAACACCAAGGACUCCAGGCUUGCACAGGAAAAUUAUAUCGGACUUGUGCAUGACUACUGUCAGAAAAAAAACAACGGCCACCCUAGAUUUAUUGAAGACAAGAUAUCUGGUACACCUGAUAAGCGUCAAUUUUUCUACAAAUUAAUGAUCGACAACAAGGAAUACCCAGUGGGUAAGGGUAGGAGCAUCAAGGAAGCCAAACAAAACGCAGCUCGGCUGGCCUGGUCUCUUCUUCAGGGGCAGGCAGGCGAGGAUGCUGUUCAAGACAAGAAUGUGGGAAACAGCCAGACUGAGGGAUCGACUGUGUCACGGUUUACUUCAGAAUUUGAACCCUUAGAGUGUCUCGGUAAAGGCGCCUUUGGUUCUGUUCACAAAGUGAGACAUAAAAAGCUGAAGAAAGAAUAUGCUGUGAAGAUCGUCUGCUAUAAAGAAAAAGCUCUUCGAGAAGUGAGCGCAUUAUCAGACCUCUUCCACCGUAAUAUUGUUAGAUAUUACACAUUUUGGGAGGAGGAUACUAGAUAUGAAGUGGACCUUAGCUUUGACAGUUACAGCUCUUCACACACUGCAGAUAAUUCAGAGGCAAAGUUCCUCUAUAUUCAGAUGGAGUUAUGUGCUAAAAACACACUUAAAGACUGGAUUGAUGAGAAGAAUGCUCAGGGUCUGCAAGACUCCAAGAGAAGAGAAGAAAGCCUCAGAAUUGCUCAAGAAAUAGUUUGCGGAGUUGAAUAUAUUCACUCCAAGAACCACAUCCACAGAGACCUUAAGCCUGCAAACAUCAUGUUUGGAAUGGAAGGAGAGGUGAAGAUUGGGGACUUCGGUCUGGUCACCAGUGAUGAUGAUGAUGAUGCUUUGGUGGAGAGAACUGUGUACAAAGGAACUCCAUCUUACAUGGCUCCGGAACAAAAGAGUGAGCGGCAGUACGACAGGAAAGUGGACAUGUUUGCUUUGGGGCUGAUUUUCUUUGAACUCCUUUGGAAGCUCUCGACCGGCUCGGAAAGAGCAAAGAUUUGGCCUGACCUCAGAAAGCAGAACUUCCCUGAAGAGUUUUCAGUGAUGUUUACCAAAGAGAAGCAAAUAAUUAACUCAUUGCUGUGUGAGAAGCCAGAAGACCGACCUGAUGCAGGUGCCCUGAAGGCAGUGCUUGAAGAGUGGACUCAGAUCUACAACGGACAAAAAUCCCUUUGCCAGGAAAAUCAAACCAGUUUCACCUCUGGCCCGUGUCGAGAUGUCAUUCCAGGAUUCUGGGGUGCCUGCGCAUCCUGUGAUGGGGUGAGGCACUCAACGAAAUUUAAAACUGUGUGCACGUUCCGCUGCACUACAGAAAUUAUUUAUGCAAUUGGGGCUUUACGAUUCAAGAUGGGGAGGAAACAGGCCAUAGCACGACUCAAGGAGUAUGCACGGAGAAGCGGCUCGGAGCUGAAGUUUGUGGUGGUUUCGAUGGGACAGGACGAUAAAAGGGUCGUCAUGAGGGUUGUGAUCAAUGGCUGUUCAUUUCCUGAUGGUGUCGGGGAGAACACAAAAGAAGCCAAGCAGAAUGCAGCUCGAAGUGCCCUGAGGAAUUUGAAUGAUAAGGAAAAUCAGAUCCCUGUGAUGGAAACAAAAGAUCCUAAUGUGCAACCUUAUCGCAAGAACUUAAGAACCAGGCUGUUUGAUAAUUUACCUGAAUGUAAACCUACAUUGGUGUCCUGCACAGUUGUGACUGAAGAUGAUGCCUCAACUGGGCCACCCGCACCGCAGACUGUGCUGGAUUCCUGUGGUGCUUCAUCCGUACCUGUGGCAAAGGCUUGCAAUUCAUCAAAAAACCCCAAGGUUACGCAGUGUCCUGAAGAAAAGGAUUCACUUAACACUCCCAGUGAGAUAACUUCAGGCAUCUCAGAAAUUGUCAGCCAUUCAGGAUUUGACUGCGUCACGCUGAUCGGUAAAGGCGCCUUUGGUCGAGUAUACAAGGCUAGACAUAAACUGGUGGGAAAGUAUUAUGCGAUUAAGGUCAUCCCCUGCAAAGAGAAAGCUCUACGAGAGGCCGAGGCGUUGUCAGUCCUCGACCACUUGAACAUUGUUAGAUACCACGCAUGCUGGAUGGGGGAUUCGGGAUGCCAGUCGGACGGCAGUGACAGCAGCUGCAGCUCUUCACAGUCUUCCAGUGGUUCAUCGACGAUGUUCCUCUAUAUUCAGAUGGCACUGUGUGACACCAAAACACUUGGAGACUGGAUAUAUGAGAGGAAUAUGGAGAAAUCAUCGCCAAACUCCAAGAGAAGAGAAGAGAGUCUGAAUAUUGCUCAGCAGAUGGUCAAAGGAGUCGAGUACAUUCACUCCAAGAAGUUCAUCCACAGAGACCUGAAGCCUUCCAACAUCCUGUUUGGGCAGGAUGGAAAAGUGAAGAUCGGAGACUUUAGUCUGGUCACAACUGAUAAUGCCGACGAUGACAAGACCCCGAUGGAAAGAACUUUAGACAAGGGAACACCACUUUACAUGGCUCCUGAACAUGAGAGCGGGAAGACCUAUGACAGAAAGGUUGACAUCUUUGCUUUGGGGCUGAUUUACUUCGAGCUUCUUUGGAGGAUCCCCACUUGUCACGAAAGAGGCAAGAUUUGGGGUGACCUCAGAAGACAGAAACUUCCCCGAAAGUUUGCACACAGUUUUACCCCCGAGUACAUCAUCAUUAAAUUAAUGCUGAGUGUGAAGCCGGAAGAGCGACCUGAAGCGUGUGAGGUCGUAACUGAGCUGGACGAGUGCGCUCACAAGCUAAACAUUGAAGAAAUAGUGCGUCGUGGACGCACCACUGUGUGAAUAGGGAAUUCCAUCUAUAUAGUGUUAGGGAUUAUUUUUUACCCAAAGAAUAAAAUGUUUAAAAGUAAACUUCAGGAAAUUAAUUAAUAAACAGUGGAUCAACCAAAUAAUAAACAAUUAAAUAAUACAUUGGACAGAGAGCAACAGAUAGAAAGUGACAGACUAACUUCUCAGUCUCAGUGCAUCUUAUCUUGAAGGUUCGGCCACAGUACGUACAAUUAAAACAUCACCAACCUCACCAUGUUCUGUUAUUAAUCUGGACAAGAUUGCUCUGUAUGACUAAUUAAAAGAUCAGGGAAGAAGAUGUGCUUUUUGUCUCUAUUGCUGAUGAGAGGAAUCUGGGUCAUGAAAAACCAGCUUGGACAAGACCAAAUGACAAAGGCCAACUCGCAGCACCCAGAAUCUGCUUACAUGUAGAUCAGGCUUGCCCAAACUCAGCCCACUGGCUGCUUACGGCCCCGCCCCCUACUUCCAGUCUGCGAAUUGAUGUCAAAAAUACCAUACAAUUUGGCCCUUUAAGUGUCUUUUUUGACAUUUUGCCUUCCCCUCCAAUUAAGAGGGUUAAGCGAAAAGCCAAAAAAAGUAAGUAGUUUGGGCACCCCUGAUGUAGAUAAUUGGCAGUAUAUAGAUGUUAUGUUAAAGAAGAACAUGGGCUCAGGGAGGGAGAGAGAGAGCACACACAAGCCUGUCUCUUCCCCUGAGUCCCCCACAUGCAUGUGUGAUAAUAUCUGAUUCUUUAAUAUAUUAAAUGUCUUACAUUCUUUUUUAAAGUGUUUCAGGUGUCUCCCUUCACAAACAAAUCACACGACCUGUCAAUAUGUUGGAAUAAAUCCUGUUCAUACUUGACUUUCAGGAAGAUGUUAAAUAUU